GAUGGUUUUCUUUAUAUCAGCUUUGGGCCACAUGACCAUAUUAUUUCUUAAGGUAUUUGUUCUCAUAUCAUCAUCACACGUGAAUCAUACCGCUGUGUACGAGAAAGUCUUGCAAGUUCAGGCAGCAAGAUGCGCUCUCUAUUUAUUCUCUUCUAUGCUUCCUGUACUUCCAUCCAUUCUCCACUCCAGCCAUGCAGAUUCUAGUUGCUCUUCUUUUACUACUGGUUUUGAUCAACCUUCUCAAGUUAAUAUACACUGUCAUCUGGCUGCCAUGGAGAUUCGGAGCACACUUCAAGAAACAAGGCAUCAAGGGCCCUCCCUACCGUCUCAUCUAUGGGAAUUCAGAAGAGAUUGCUCAGCUGACAAAAGAUGCUGCAUCAAACUCAAUGCCGUUCUCUCACGAUAUACUGCAUCGUGUGUCCCCGCACUACUACAAAUGGUCAGCCAUGUAUGGCAAGACAGUUCUGUUCUGGUUUGGAUCUAAGCCUCGUCUCAUAUUUUCUGACCCGGACAUGAUCAAAGGGCUUAUGGUCAAUAACAGUGGCUCAGUUAUUAAAGAUGCAUUUAACCCACUGUCUAAGCUGCUGUUUGGACAGGGACUUGUUGGCUUGGAAGGUGAUAAAUGGUCUGUUCAUAGAAAGAUCAAUAAUCAGGCUUUCACGAUGGAGAGAAUCAAGGGUUGGGUGCCUGAAAUUGUGGCCAGCACUCUGAACGAACUGAAUAAAUGGGAAGCAGAAAGUGGAGGAAGAGAUGAGUUCGAAAUUGAUGUGCAUAAAGCUCUUCAAAACCUCAGUGCAGAUAUCAUAUCUAGGACGGCGUUUGGUAGUAGCUUUGAAGAGGGAAAGCGCAUAUUUGAGCUUCAGGACCAACAGGCCGUGCUUACUUUGCAGGCUGACCGAAGUAUUUACCUUCCCGGAUUAAGGUUUCUACCAACUAGUAAUAACAGAAAGUUGCAAAAGAUAGAGAAAGAAAUUCGAGAUUCUGUGAGGAAGUUGAUCGAGACAAACAGCAAAAAUAGAGAAAACUCCAAGAAUCUGAUUACUCUGUUGACACACGCUGGCAGUAAUCGUGAAGAAGACGGGCUGUCCGUGGAAGAGGUUAUAGAUGAGUGCAAGACAAUCUAUUUUGCAGGAAAGGAGACUACCGCCAACGUCUUGUCAUGGGCGCUUCUCCUUCUAGCAAAGCAUCCUGACUGGCAAAACAGAGCCCGUGAAGAAGUUUUUAGCAUUUGCAAGAGCAACCAGCUUCCUAACGAUGAGAACCUUACUGAACUUAAGACAGUCACGUUGAUACUCCAAGAAACGCUGCGACUCUACCCUCCAGCUGCGAUGCUCCUCAGGCAAACGGCGAAAAACAUAAAGUUGGGCAGGCUUGACAUUCCAGCUAACACAGAAUUCAACUUGCCAAUACUUGCUGUUCAUCAUGAUACUGAAAUUUGGGGAAACGAUGCCAAUGAGUUUAAUCCACACAGAUUUUCUGAGCCCAGAAAGCAUAUGGCCGCGUACUUCCCGUUUGGCAUAGGCCCCAGAUUCUGCGUUGGCCAAAAUUUAGCCAUGGUGGAAGCUAAGAUCAUCCUGGCUAUGAUCAUCCAACGAUUUUCUUUGGCAAUAUCCCCCUCCUACGUACACGCACCUGUAUUGGCAUGGACUCUGGAGCCACAAUAUGGUGCACAGAUCAUCCUCAGCAGGGCUGUUAACUCUAGCUGAAUACUGUCUUUAGAAAGCAUGCAUGCAUGAUCCUUCCUCAUAAAUCUGCUCUUCUAAGAGAGAAAUUGCUCUGGCAUAGUACCUGCUAGAUGCAAAAUAUAUGUGGUAAUAAGCCAAAAUAUUUGUUGUAAAUUGCCUGUUUGUUUGUGCUUUUUCAGUUCUAGUUCUCAGUUUUUGAAUCAGAAAUUAAAAUAAGAAUACGUUUGUUUA
This is a messenger RNA of Sesamum indicum (sesame), 1916 nucleotides long. RefSeq names its product cytochrome P450 734A1. NCBI's taxonomy places the organism in Eukaryota, Viridiplantae, Streptophyta, Magnoliopsida, Lamiales, Pedaliaceae. The record is from RefSeq and is a predicted model, not a curated record. Gene Ontology annotation, molecular function: iron ion binding; oxidoreductase activity, acting on paired donors, with incorporation or reduction of molecular oxygen; heme binding.